Phacochoerus africanus (Common warthog) is the source of this 3010-nucleotide messenger RNA. RefSeq names its product cell division cycle 7 (gene CDC7). NCBI's taxonomy places the organism in Eukaryota, Metazoa, Chordata, Mammalia, Artiodactyla, Suidae. Bases 769 to 2499 code for a protein of 576 amino acids. The record is from RefSeq and is a predicted model, not a curated record. The transcript has 12 exons. Gene Ontology annotation, cellular component: nucleus. Gene Ontology annotation, biological process: protein phosphorylation; mitotic DNA damage checkpoint signaling. Gene Ontology annotation, molecular function: ATP binding; protein serine/threonine kinase activity.
CGAGGCGGCGAGGCGGGAAGUGCUGCGCAGGCGCGGUUGGCCGGCUGGCUAGGUGGGCGCUCUUGGAAGCGGCAACCUAGGCUUCUGGGGAGCCACGGAAGUCGUAUUCCUUUAAACCGUGAGUUUCCGACGGUUUGUGCCAUGGCGCGGGCUCGUGAGGGAUUAGAAACGAGUUCUGGAUCGUGACUUCCAUUUUGUGGCAGCACAGUGUCCCCCCCCACCCGACUUCUCGGAUCCCUUUGACCUGCGGCGGGAAAGUCGUGCGCCUGCGCACUCAGCGUUCCGUGCGGUCUCGGGUGUGCGGGCACCGGGUCUCCCCCCGCGCAGCUCGCGACCCGCGCUCCCGGAAGGAUCCCAUUCAUGCCCGCUUCUCCGCCGGGCGCUCGCGAGCAAGGUCGUGUCAGUUCUCCACCAACUUGCGUGGGGCCUUGGACAGACCCCCGGCGCCCCCUCUCAGUAGUCGGGCGCUCUCCUCUGCCAGCCUCUCCCUCGGCUCGAACCGCUGUCCCCACUAAGGCUUCCCCGACCCCGGUCGCAGCCUCUGCAGCCCCCGGCGCCCCCGUCCCACCGUCGCCGGGCGGUUUUCCCUUCGGCCCCCUGCUGUUUUUUUCUGCGAUGUGAAAGUAAAGCCAAUGGAAUCCUUAGAAAUGGCUCAAGUUUCCCCUUCCUUGGGGAAUUUUGACCUACGAAUUCUGAUUUUCACAGCUGCUUUGCUCCCCCCGUGGACAUGACCCUUUAGCUGGCAUUUUGCACCCCACUUGCUUUGUGAUGGAGGCGUCUCUGGGGAUUCAGAUGGAUGAACCAAUGGCUUUUUCUCCUCUGCAUGGCCGCUUUCAGGCGGAUGGCUCAUUAAAAAAACAUGAGCAGAAUUUUAAACUACCAGGUGUUAAAAAAGAUAUUGAGAAGCUUUAUGAAGCGGUACCACAGCUUGGUAAUGUUUUUAAGAUUAAGGACAAAAUUGGAGAAGGCACUUUCAGCUCUGUUUAUUUGGCCACAGCACAGUUGCAAGUGGGACCAGAAGAAAAAAUUGCUCUAAAACACUUAAUUCCAACAAGUCAUCCUGUAAGAAUUGCAGCUGAACUUCAGUGCCUGACAGUGGCGGGGGGGCAAGACAACGUCAUGGGAGUUAAAUACUGUUUUAGGAAAAAUGAUCACGUGGUUAUUGCUAUGCCCUAUCUGGAGCAUGAGUCCUUUUUGGACAUUUUGAAUUCUCUUUCUUUUCAAGAAGUACGGGAAUAUAUGUUUAAUCUGUUCAGAGCUUUGAAACGCAUUCAUCAGUUUGGGAUUGUUCACCGUGACGUUAAGCCCAGCAAUUUUUUAUAUAAUAGGCGCCUGAAAAAGUAUGCCUUGGUAGACUUUGGUUUGGCCCAAGGAACCCAUGAUACGAAAAUAGAGCUUCUCAAAUUUGUCCAGUCUGAAGCUCAGCAGGAAAGCUGUUCACAAAAUAAAUCCUAUGUAGUCACCGGAAACAAAAUUUCACUGAGUGGCCCAGCAGCACCUAAGGAGCUGGAUCCGCAGCCUGUCUCAAAAACCUCUGUCAAAAGGCCCUACACACAUGCGCAGAUUCAGAUUAAACAAGGAAAAGAUGGAAAGGAAGGAUCUGUAGGCCUUUCUGUCCAGCGCUCUGUUUUUGGAGAAAGAAAUUUCAAUAUACACAGCUCCGUGUCACAUGAGAGCCCUGCAGCGAAACUUAUGAAGCAGUCGAAGACUGUGGAUUUACUAUCUAGAAAAUUAGCAACAAAAAAGAAGGCUAUUUCUACAAAAGUUGUGAAUAGUGGUGUGAUGAGGAAAACUGCCAGUUCUUGCCCAGCCAGCCUGACCUGUGACUGUUACGCAACAGAUAAAGUUUGCAGUAUUUGCCUUUCAAGGCGGCAGCAAGUGGCACCUCGGGCAGGUACACCAGGCUUCAGAGCACCAGAGGUCUUGACCAAGUGCCCCAAUCAGACCACAGCAAUUGACAUGUGGUCUGCAGGUGUCAUAUUCCUCUCUCUGCUUAGUGGACGGUAUCCAUUUUAUAAAGCAAGUGAUGAUUUAACUGCCCUGGCUCAGAUUAUGACCAUUCGUGGAUCCAGGGAAACUAUCCAGGCUGCUAAAACUUUUGGCAAAUCAAUAUUAUGUAGCAAAGAAGUCCCAGCACAAGACUUGAGGAAACUCUGUGAGAAGCUCAGGGGUGUAAAUUCCAGCACUCCCAGAUUAGCAGGUGACGUCCGAGAGCUCGCGUCUCAAGACCCCAGCUUUUCAGAGAAGCCUGACCGGAAAGCUGCAGACCUCCUACUCACACCUUCAGCACAAGCCUGGGGACCUUCAGUGUGCAAAGGGGGCGGGGACAGCUGUGGGGCUCAUUCUGAUGAGACUGCUGCUACCAGUGGAGGAGGCUGGGACGAGGUACCCGACGAAGCUUACGACCUGCUGGAUAAACUCCUGGAUCUAAACCCAGCAUCAAGAAUAACCGCAGAGGAGGCUUUGCUGCAUCCAUUUUUUAAAGAUAUGAGUUUAUGAUUAUGGUUCUUGAAUGUUUGCUCUUGUGUAUUGUGAGGUGAGGUGAAAAAGGUAUUUGUAAUAGCCUCAAAUUCUUGACCAGAGACCAGGGCGGGGUGAAUAAUUUAUUUAAAAAUCUUAGUAUUUGCUUUCCUGGAAGAUUCUAAAAUAUGGGUUAAGAUUACUUACGAUGCUAGAUCUGCCCAAGUAGCAUCAGCCCUUUAGUUUCCCUAAUUCCUUGUCACUGCCACGUGCAGAAAUAGGAGAGUUUUAGCCUAGUACAUAGGGAUCGAAGGUCCGAGUCUGAAAAUUAAGGGUUGUGAUAGGGAUCAAAUAGGAGUCGAAAUUCUGAAUGUCCUGGUCUCUCUGGGCCGUAUGUACUUCUGGAAAACGCACCCUGGUGCUGGUCCUCUCAGCUCUGUAGGCGAAGAAGAUUUCCAUGUGUUACACCUUUUAUGAACACUAAGAAGCAUUGGGGUGGUGUGACUUACCGCUGAAGCUAAUUUAUUUUAAAAACAUUUCUGUGAGAGCA